Molecule: messenger RNA, 465 nt
Organism: Monosiga brevicollis MX1
Lineage: Eukaryota; Choanoflagellata; Craspedida; Salpingoecidae
Exons: 3
Coding region: 1-465 (154 amino acids)
Molecular function (GO): protein binding
Source: RefSeq, a predicted model, not a curated record
AUGGCCGUCACUUACGUUUAUCCAGAGAACGGCAUUGUCCUCACCUGCUGCAUCUCUAGGGGCUGGUUCACGAUGAGCUCAGAUGGAGAAAGGCUAUACAGGGCAUGCUGCAAGCCAGACGGACAGCCUGUGGCGUACUUGUUCGAGCACUGGGAAGAGGACCGUCUGCGAUCUGCAACACAGUACCGCAACCCUCGGACUGGAGAUACGCCAUUGCACGAAGCCUGCUACCACCAUAACCUGUCCGACAUUGAGACUCUGAUGCUCCUCGGGGCGGACAUCAAAAUUGAGAAUUGGUAUGCCUUGGAAAAGCCGCUGCAACUGGCCUGCGAACGUGGCCACGUGCAAGUGGUCAAGAAGGUAUUAGGCUACGCCGCUGCGUUUGACGCCCAAGGCAAAGUACGCAUCCAUGUCUUGCAAUCGCACACCCAUUCGCGUGAGACCAUAGUCGUCAUAGACACCUAG